Molecule: messenger RNA, 1323 nt
Organism: Penicillium maclennaniae
Lineage: Eukaryota; Fungi; Ascomycota; Eurotiomycetes; Eurotiales; Aspergillaceae
Exons: 5
Molecular function (GO): hydrolase activity, acting on carbon-nitrogen (but not peptide) bonds
Source: RefSeq, a predicted model, not a curated record
AUGUCUUCUCAUAUCCUCCUUCGAAACGCAACCAUGCUAGUCCCAUUUCAUGAAUCAAAUGACUACGUGGUGCCUCUGUGGGGCCAUUCGUUAUUGAUCACGCACAAUAAAAUCGCGCAAAUUGGACAAGAUUUCACUCCUCCCACUGGAGCGGAGAUCAUUGACUGCAACGACAAGUUCAUCUCUCCUGGCUUCAUCGAUACGCAUCACCAUCUAUGGCAGACGCAAUUGAAAGGGCGCCAUGCCAACCAGACCCUGUCGGAAUAUAUGCCGAAUGGCCCAAUAGGCUACAUGCAAAAUUCCAACUAUGAACCCGAGGUUGUUUUCUGGGGUGAGCUUGGAGGCUGCCUCGAAGCCUUGGAUGGAGGUACCACGACGGUUGUAGAUCAUGCCCAUGUGAAUGUGUCAGCGGCUCAUACUUCAAAUGCAGUCGAGGCGACAGCGUCAUCUGGAAUCAGAUCCGUUUUCUGCUACGCACCGACUAUGCGUGUCAAAACCUUCAAACCCGAUCUUGCCCUUGAGGGUGGCCUACUGGAUGAAUGGGUCAUUGAUUCUUUGAGGUACCUGGGUGCGAACGCUCCAUUUGGGGAUGGAAGGAUCCACCUGGGAUUGGCUUUUGAUGGUUUCAUGCUAUCGAAGGGUCGGGUUGUCUCUCUCUAUGCAGAAGCACGCAGACUCGGAGUGAAGCUCAUCACCACUCAUUAUGUAAAAGGACUUUUUAAUGACGACUCAGUUGUUGACAUCCUCGACUCAUGUGGCGCUUUGGGAAUUGAUUGCCACAGCAACGAUUCCGGCGACAUUGUCUCACAAAUGCGCCUUGCUUUGCAACAUGAGAGGGCCUCUCGCAACGAGCAGCUCACCAGUAAGGGCAAAACAACACUGUCAUUGAAUCUAUUCGUUCAGGACGUGUUCCGCCUUAGCACUAGACAAGGAUCACGAGCCAUCCAGAUGGACGAUAAGCUUGGAUCGCUUGAAGUUGGAAAACCUGCAGACCUUGUCAUCUUUGAAAGCAACAGCCCAGGGAUGGUCUGCGCAUCUGAAGAAGCUCCAGUCGCGGCUAUCGUCCUACAUUCAUCGGUUCGUGAUAUCGACACUGUGAUUGUCGAUGGUCACGUCAGGAAACGCAAUGGAAAGUUGUGUACAGUACAAAUCGACCCAUCCAUGAAGGGUGUGAAAAUUCCACGCCAAAGUGUCGAGUGGAAUGAGGUUGCCAGGCAGCUAACUUCUAGCCGAGGACGAAUUCAAGACGCUAUCGCAAAAGUAGGGGCUAUUGAGCCCGAACGUUUGACCAAGGCUUUCACAAAGCUUGCGCACAUCAACGGG